This is a messenger RNA of Peniophora sp. CBMAI 1063, 363 nucleotides long. The record is from the annotation of a GenBank genome assembly. NCBI's taxonomy places the organism in Eukaryota, Fungi, Basidiomycota, Agaricomycetes, Russulales, Peniophoraceae.
AUGGCCGCCGUUAUGACCCCGCUCAACACUGUACCGCGCCCUCACAUCUCAUCGCCGCUUGCCAGCCCGACAUCACCGCUCUCGAGCGUGUCUUCCUCAUCCUCAGGCUCAUCCGUGCUGUCAUCGUCCCCGACACACGGCGCCGGCGCAUUCCGUUCCAUGCCCGUUCGCCCGCAGCCCCAACGCAAGCAGUCGUUCCCGGUAUCACGACCUCUGCGCCCCUUCGCGUCCAUCUCUAACGCGACAUCACCCACCACCGGCUCGGGCAAGCCGAAGCCGGUCAAACUCAUCGCGCCGUCGAGCAAGCCUAUGCAAUUCAUCCUCAACCUCACCCAGGACGAGUUUUGCCGACGGGACCUCUGA